ACUCCACUCUCUUCCCUUGUCUCUCUCUCUCUCUCUCUCUCUCUCUCUCUCUCAAUUCGCAGACUUUCCACCAUUACUACAAAAAGCCCUGGACCCCCUCCCCCUUUGGCCUCUCCACUCUGUCUUUUUCUCCUACUCCCUAAUUUCUCCAACUGGGUUUUCAUUUGAUCAUCUCCAUGGAGUUUUACCAUCAUUUCAACCACAGUGAUUCGGGCUUGCCACCUGGGUUCAGAUUUCACCCCACAGAUGAAGAGCUGAUCACUUCCUACCUUUUGAAGAAGGUUCUCGACUGCAAUUUCACUGCCAGAGCCAUUGCUGAAGUCGAUCUCAACAAAUGCGAGCCCUGGGAGCUUCCUGAUAAAUCAAAGAUGGGGGAGAAAGAGUGGUACUUUUUCAGCCUCCGUGAUCGGAAGUACCCAACUGGGCUCCGAACAAACAGAGCCACCGAAGCUGGGUACUGGAAGGCUACGGGGAAGGACAGAGAGAUCUACAGCUCCAAGACUCGUUCUCUUUUGGGUAUGAAGAAAACCCUAGUUUUCUACAGAGGGAGGGCUCCGAAGGGGGAGAAGAGCAACUGGGUCAUGCAUGAGUACCGUCUUGAAGGCAAAUUUGCCUACCAUUAUAUCUCCCGAAGCUCCAAGGAUGAGUGGGUGAUCUCCCGGGUGUUCCAGAAGAGUGGCUCCGGCAGCGGCUCCUCCGCACUAGCAACUGGCGGCGGCGGCAAGAAACACCGCCCCAACUCCAACAUGAUCAACCUCUACCCGGAACCCAGCUCCCCCUCUUCGGUCUCUCUCCCACCUCUCCUCGACUCCUCCCCGUACGCCGCGGCCGGCUCCUCCUCCUCCAACGCCGUCGCGGACUGCCACAGCUCCUCCUACGACGUCAACGCCGCCACGAAAGAGCACGUGUCCUGUUUCUCCACCGUUGCUUCCGCUGCCAACAACUACUUCAAUACCCACGUUGCCCACUUCGACUUCCCUCCGCCGCCUCCUCUUAAUGUGGCCGCGGCGGACCGGUUCUCGAGGAAUGUCGUGGGGAUGCAGGGGGCGUACCCUAACUUGAGGACACUCCAGGAGAACCUUCCGCUGCCGUUCUUCUUCUCGGCGGUUGCUCCUCCGCCUCCGCUAAUGCAGGUUGGUGGUGACUUGGGUGGUUGGAGCUCCGGUGGGAACUGGUCGGCGCCGGAGAAUCUUCAGAAGGGUGAUGGGGCCAGGAUGGCAGUGGGAUCUACUGAGCUUGAUUGCAUGUGGACUUACUAGUAUCUCUCACUAGCGCUAUGUUAACUCUGUCUCUCUCUCUCUCUCUCUAGAAGUUUAUUAGGUUUGUACUUCAAGUAAUGAAGCUUUUAUGUAUGGUAUUUAACUGUUGAACUCCCUUUAAGUACUGAUCUAAUCAAGUUUGUUUGGGCUUUUA
Molecule: messenger RNA, 1413 nt
Organism: Rhododendron vialii
Lineage: Eukaryota; Viridiplantae; Streptophyta; Magnoliopsida; Ericales; Ericaceae
Product: protein CUP-SHAPED COTYLEDON 2-like
Exons: 3
Coding region: 177-1259 (360 amino acids)
Biological process (GO): regulation of DNA-templated transcription
Molecular function (GO): DNA binding
Source: RefSeq, a predicted model, not a curated record